This is a messenger RNA of Melanaphis sacchari, 1269 nucleotides long. RefSeq names its product glutaminyl-peptide cyclotransferase-like. Bases 271 to 1269 code for a protein of 332 amino acids. The record is from RefSeq and is a predicted model, not a curated record. The transcript is spliced from 6 exons. NCBI's taxonomy places the organism in Eukaryota, Metazoa, Arthropoda, Insecta, Hemiptera, Aphididae. Gene Ontology annotation, molecular function: zinc ion binding; glutaminyl-peptide cyclotransferase activity.
ACAAUUUCUUCAUCCGCAAUCUACGUUUCGCAAUUCAAAAUGUUGAAUCUGUUGAGAGGUACCUUAUUUACCUGUUGCCUAUCUAAUUUCAAAUUAACAAUGAAACACCGUACACUUUUAUUUUUUCAAUUUUUUGCCAUAUGACUGCAAACCGUAGUCACUGAAGCAAGACCUACUGACAUUAAACUUUGAAUUUUAAUUAAUUUCGCUUAAUAGUUUAAUUAUUUACUGACUACUUUUUUAUAGAUAUUUUCUUUUUUUUUUUUGAAAAUGUUAUUCUUAAGAUGUACUUUCGCUAUUAUUCAAAUCAUUUCAAUUGCAUCGUCUCAAAAGAUAAGCUCCAGAAAUAAACAAAGCACUACCAUUUCUCAAGAUACUACUUAUAAAUUAUGCCAUAUGGGAAUCGAAAAAAAUUUUAAACCAAUCUUAGAUGAAAUGUUAAUUGAAAGAGUUGUUGGAACAAAUAAUCAUGAAUUUAUAAAAAUGUACAUCGCAGAAGAAAUGAAGAAUAAUGGUUGGGUAGUGGAACUAGAUGAAUUCAAAGCCUCAACACCAAAAGGUGUGUACAAUAUGGCUAAUGUUGUAGCUACUCUAAACCCUAUGGCUGACCGGUAUAUAGUUAUUGCUUGCCAUUACGAUUCAAAAUUAAUGGAUUUUUAUUUUGUCGGCGCAACUGAUUCAGCAGUGCCUUGUGCUAUGAUGCUAUACAUGGCAGGAUCAUUAAACCAACGACUUGAAACCUUUAAAAAUACUCCUUUAAGCUUGAUGAUGGUAUUUUUCGAUGGGGAAGAAGCUUUUGUAGAAUGGUCAGAAUCAGAUUCUCUUUAUGGUUCACGACAUUUAGCUUCAAAGAUGGAGAAUACCAAAUUUCUACAUAAUGGUCGACAAUUAAAUCAAUUAUAUAGAAUAGAAUUUUUAAUGUUACUAGAUUUGUUAGGCACAAAGAAUCCAAACUUCUAUAACUAUUUUCCAGAAACUGCUGAUCUAUAUCGAUCUUUAAUCAAAUCUGAAACAAUCUUAAACAAGACUGGUUGUUUAAAUGAAUAUACUAAUACCUAUUUCCGCCCAAUGUCUGCAUUUGUUCAAAUUGAUGAUGAUCAUAUGCCAUUUUAUCAAAGAGGAAUUGAAGUAGUUCAUAUGAUUCCAAAUCCAUUUCCAAAUGUUUGGCAUAAAAAAAGUGAUAAUAAAGAUGCAUUACACAUGCCAACAAUACUGAACUUAAUAAAAAUUGUUCAAAUAUUUCUAGUUACUUAUUUGGAAAAUCAGUAA